AUGCCGGGGGAAAAGACUACACCAGCUGUGAACCCUACUCCACCCCCGGCUCAGUCCCAAGCACCCAGGGACAAGAGGAGAUGGGAAGGACCACGAGCUCAACCUGAUCCUAAGAAGGGAGGGUAUGGACCAAGCAGGCCACAAUAUGGUGGAUACCAGACUACCCCUGGAUCUUUCAGGGGGAACAUGUCAAAAACCAGUCCGUGUCCUAGAUGCAAUAGGCUGCAUGGCGGCAUCUGCAAGGCAGGAGCUGAUACUUGCUUCAACUGCGGAGGAGCUGGACAUUUUGCGAAGAACUGCCCAAGCAGAACCCAGGGACGGGAGCAAAAACUUCACCCGUCAGCUCAGCGCCCACAACUGCGCGCAAUGAAUGUUCAACCUGGAUCAAAUUCACAGCAGACACCAAGGAAUCAGCAGCAGAGGCCGAAACUCCCAACACAGGCUCGAGCUUAUGCGAUGAGACAGAAGCAGCCAGAGGUGAACCAGGGAAAUUUGGCAGGUAUGGGUAAGCUUUUCAACACACCCGUUAUGCUUCUGUUUGAUACUGGUGCCUCGCAUUCUUUUAUAUCUGCUCAUUGCGUGACUACUUUGAAACUCGAGACUAAAGAAUCUGAACAUGGGAUGGAAGUAGUUUCCCCAGUAGGAGGACGGAUAGAAAUAUCUCGUACUUGCUCGAGCUUAGAAUCACUCUGGUGA
Messenger RNA from Salvia splendens (bonfire salvia), 696 nucleotides. RefSeq lists its product as uncharacterized. The record is from RefSeq and is a predicted model, not a curated record. NCBI's taxonomy places the organism in Eukaryota, Viridiplantae, Streptophyta, Magnoliopsida, Lamiales, Lamiaceae. The coding region runs from base 1 to 696 and encodes 231 amino acids. Gene Ontology annotation, biological process: proteolysis. The transcript has a single exon. Gene Ontology annotation, molecular function: nucleic acid binding; aspartic-type endopeptidase activity; zinc ion binding.